UUCGCGUUGUAGCAGCAGUAGUCGGGAAUUACCGGGUGAGUCUGCAGUGUGCGGUGAUUGACCUAAAUGAAUAUCUAAAGGGACCGGAGACGGAUUUUAACAUCGUUUUUUACACACUGAAAUGGCCAAAAAGAGAAGCGGUGUCAUUGAAGCGGGAGUCACACCUCUGUCAGAGGAAGAAGUGAUAAAAGAAACUCAGUGCCUUAAAGCGACUCAGUACUCUGGAGGGGGAUCUGCCCGUAUGUCCCUUCUCAUUCUGGUUUCGAUCUUUGCUUGUUCUGCAUCAGUAAUGUAUCUGGUUUAUAGGAAUUUUCCUGAGCUCAGCGAAGAUGAGAGGGAAAAGAUAAAAGUCCCUAAAGACAUGGAUGAUGCUAAGGCAUUAGGCACAGUACUCUCUAAAUAUAAGGACACCUAUUAUAGCCAAGUGCUUAUAGCUUAUUUUGCUACUUACAUCUUCCUUCAGACGUUUGCCAUUCCAGGCUCAAUUUUUCUCAGUAUCCUGUCUGGCUAUCUAUAUCCCUUCCCCUUGGCCUUGUUCUUGGUCUGUUUGUGCUCAGGUCUGGGAGCCUCUUUCUGCUACAUGUUGUCCUAUUUGGUUGGCAGACCUGUUGUUUACAAGUACCUCACAGAGAGAGCCCAGAAAUGGUCUCAACAGGUGGAUAAGCACAGAGAACAUCUAAUCAACUACAUAAUUUUUCUGAGAAUUACCCCCUUCCUCCCAAACUGGUUUAUCAACAUUACUUCCCCUGUCAUCAAUGUACCUCUGGGAGUCUUUUUCCUUGGUACAUUCCUUGGAGUAGCCCCCCCUUCCUUCGUGGCAAUCAAUGCCGGCACAACACUCUACAAGCUGACGACGGCGGGGGAGGCUGUGUCCUGGUACUCCCUGGUUGUACUGGCUGUUCUAGCUGUGCUCUCAAUCCUUCCGGUCUGCUUCCAGAAAAAGCUGCAGCAGAAGCUGGAGUAGGGGGCUGUCUUGCUCCGCCCACCCUGCCUUGCUCCGCCCCCACCUGCCCUGCGUAAGGUGGUGUCCUUCGGCUUUCACCCUACUGCUCCAUGUUCUUGCAGAGCAAGCCCAUGUUGUGGAUGAACAGGGGCCCAGAACAGUGGAGCUGUUUUCCGUCUCAUGUUUAGUUUGCUUACCUUGACAUUGUUUCCACAUAGAAUGAAGAUUUCAAAUCAUGAUCAGGGUGGUUGUGUUGUGUUUGUUUUUUCCCCAUGUUUUUAAUAAGACUAAGUUUUAAUUUAUGUUCCUGCCAUGUUCACUUGAGUAGUUUCUGUCUGUCCAAAAUUUCUCCCAUUUUUCCUGGAACAGUAAAGCAAUACUUCAGAUGUUGUAUGUUGUGUUGCCUAGACAACACAAUGUGCAUUUGUUUUCUUUACUGUGUGACACACCUGUAAAAACAUAACACAUACACCCCCGACAUCUUUUUGAAAACAAAUGUGCCAUCAGCAUGAUAUUUCACACUUCAGCUUGGCUGUUGUAUUCAGAGGUGCAGGUUUGUUUUGCAGACUUAUGCUAGGAGAAUGGACAUUCUGGGACUGUUACAGCCUUAAGGCUGAUCUGAGGAAGACUGAGACAAGUGUAUUGCUAUGCCAGCUCAAACUGUACAGAUCCUUGGUGAUCUGCUGUUAGUGCCCUACGUACUGCUGCCAACUACAUGUAGGAGGUGCUAGUGCUCUUGGCUCAUCUUUUAGAAGUUUCUUCACUGCCACCACCUAUUGUCCAAAAAAGAUGUGAUUUCAGAUACAGAUGAUUUGUAUUUAUCACAACACCUUCUGCGUAUUGAAAUUUGGGACCUUUUUAGCUUGAUUUCAUUUUAAUUUGGUUUUGUCUUAUCUAGUGGAAAAUUGCUGGAAAAAGUAGGGUAUUUUAGUUGAUUCACCAAAACAAGCCUGUGGCAAAGAUUGCUUUGGGAAUUAGGGUUAGGUUUGAUUUAUUCAGCAGGCUUAAGAUACAAAGAACACAAGAGUUAGGUUAGAAAGAGUAGAGUUAAAUUACCUUCUUGUGUAGGUGUAACUGGAUCAGUAAUACUG
This is a messenger RNA of Electrophorus electricus (electric eel), 2034 nucleotides long. It is a transcript of the gene tmem41b, whose product is annotated as transmembrane protein 41B. Lineage: Eukaryota; Metazoa; Chordata; Actinopteri; Gymnotiformes; Gymnotidae. Gene Ontology annotation, cellular component: endoplasmic reticulum membrane. The record is from RefSeq and is a predicted model, not a curated record. Gene Ontology annotation, biological process: autophagosome assembly.